AUGUCCCUUUUACAUCGCUUCCGUUCACCUAGCGAUCCCACCAAUUUCCUGCGGGCUUUGCAAAACAGAAUGCAUACUCCAAACAUAAAAGAAUUCCAUUACAACAAUCCGCAAGACGUCCCUGAGACCCUCCACGUAGCGAUUGACGAACUAAUUGGAUCUUCUUCCUUGGUUAGCAAUCUUCGCUCUGUUAGUCUAACAACAACAACAUCUUGUAGCACUUGUUUGUGUUCCUCUUCUAAAAAACAAAAGGAGACAAUUCUUACUUUACCAACAUGCAAGUCAAUAGGGGACUCUUUCGAGGCAUUUUCGCAGUCGCCACAGCUUGUAGGCGACGACAAGUGGUUUUGCCUCCAGUGUUUAUCACACCAGGAGAGCACAACUGAAACACAAAUUUCCAGUUGUGGCGAUGUCCUUGUAGUUCAUUUACUUAGGUAUGCCUCAGAUAAUGGUUCCUCUUUCAAAGAUGCAAGAUCGGUGAACUGUCUGCCUACGAAACACCACGAGGUAUUCGUGCUUUCUCAUCCUACUGAUGAAAUUUCCUUUAGCAACAAGUACAGAUUAGUCGCCACGAUUAACCAUUCAGGUACUUUAAAAGCAGGACGUUUAUUAAAGAUCAACGAAACACUUGCCUUGAGUGCAACGACCCCUGAAUUUCAAAAGUCAAUUUAUCUCACUUUAACAAUUCAUCCUUUUACAUACUAUUUUUUACCAGGACUUAACUUUUUCCAUGCCAUAAAAACAAAUUGGGGGAGGGAAUAA
Hydractinia symbiolongicarpus is the source of this 762-nucleotide messenger RNA. RefSeq lists its product as uncharacterized. Bases 1 to 762 code for a protein of 253 amino acids. Lineage: Eukaryota; Metazoa; Cnidaria; Hydrozoa; Anthoathecata; Hydractiniidae. Gene Ontology annotation, molecular function: cysteine-type deubiquitinase activity; cysteine-type endopeptidase activity. Gene Ontology annotation, biological process: protein deubiquitination. The record is from RefSeq and is a predicted model, not a curated record. The transcript has a single exon. Gene Ontology annotation, cellular component: nucleus; cytosol.